Messenger RNA from Scaptodrosophila lebanonensis, 968 nucleotides. Its product is annotated as serine protease SP24D. NCBI's taxonomy places the organism in Eukaryota, Metazoa, Arthropoda, Insecta, Diptera, Drosophilidae. The transcript has 2 exons. The record is from RefSeq and is a predicted model, not a curated record. Gene Ontology annotation, molecular function: serine-type endopeptidase activity. Gene Ontology annotation, biological process: proteolysis. Bases 1 to 780 code for a protein of 259 amino acids.
AUGCUCCUUUUAAGCACUCAAGUAAUCGGCUCCAUCUCUCUGCUGGUCCUUGCCGGCGCGGGCUUCGGCUUGGCUGCCUCAGGGCGCCUGCUUGGCGGCUCCGAUGCAGAUGUGGGUGCCUAUCCCUACACCGUGUCUCUACAGCUGGCAGCCAGUGGAACCCAUCGCUGUGGUGGAGUUAUCAUUAAUAAUCGCUUCGUGCUAACCGCUGCACAUUGCGUGACAGUUGGUAGCGGGAUUGAACCCUACCCGGCACAACGAUUUCAAGUACGGGCAGGCAGCAUUCAGCGACUGGUCGGUGGUCAGGUGGUGUUUGUAAAACGUAUCAUUGUUCACGGCGAGUACAGAAACGGACUGAACAAUCUGGCACUUCUAGAGCUACAGACGCCUCUGACAUUCAAUGCCAAUACCCAGGCAAUAGCGCUGGCCGAUCAGGCGCCUGCAGAUGGUAGUGUAAUAGUUGUCACUGGAUGGGGCGCUACCUAUACGCAGGGGUCAACGCAGCAGCGUCUGAAGGGGAGCACUCUGCAGACCAUCAGUGGUGCCGAAUGUGAAAAGUAUCUGUAUCUGCUGCACGAUGGGCUGCUCUGUGCGGUUCAGCACGCGGAAAACGGAGAGGAGCAGGGUCUAUGUGCAGGCGAUGCAGGCAGUCCCGCCGUUCUUGACAACAAGCUUGUUGGCAUCGGCAGCUUCUAUGUAGGUGCUUGCGGUACUAGCAUGCCCGACGGAUUUGUCAAUAUCUUCAACUAUCGCGAUUGGAUUACUGCGAACUCCGCCUAGAAGGCGAGCUUACAAACCCAAUACUUCCUUAAUAUACUUUGUUUUUUUUUUUUGUUUUGCUUAAAAUGUUGUUGCCCUAUAUUGAGUAUUUUGUUUUUUAAAAAAAUCCCAUUUUGGACAAUAGUGUACAGAAUUACAACGUCAGUUUCGGGGCUUCAUCAUUUAAAUAUACAUGUAUAUGAGUCAUA